AUGUCGUACGCCCCGCCUUACGGAGGAGACCCAUACGGCCGCCCACCCGCGGACCCCUACGGUCGUCCCCCAUCAGACGCACCACCAUACCAACAGCCCUACGCACCCUACGGUGCACCACCCGCAGAUCCGUAUGCUCGACCCCCUUCAGACAGACCACCCUAUGAGCGAAGCCCCUACAGCGCCCCUCCACCAGGCGCCCGCCCCCCGCAGAACCCCCCGCCUCCACUGCCAGCCGGCUGGCACCAGGAAUGGGAGCCAAGCACCCGUCGCGCUUUCUGGGUAGAGGACGCUACUGGCCGUUCCCAGUGGGAGAUGCCUUAUGCUCAGCCCGCCUACUCCGGUUACGAUGAUGGUUCCCGCAGUGUUCCUCCCCCCGGGCCGCCUCAGGGUGGUUAUUAUGCGCCACCUGCCGGCCCUCCUCCUGUCAACUAUGAUAGCCGUCCUCCGGGUGGUGGUUAUUAUGAUCAGCAACAGGCCGCUCCGGAGAAGAAGAGUAGCAACACUGGCAAGUACCUUGCUAUGGGUGCUGCUGGUCUUGCUGUUGGUGGUCUUGCUGGUGCCUUCCUUGAACAUGAGCAUGAUGAGGAUGAGGAGCGCUCUGACAUCGAGGAGGCAUAUGAAGAUGGUCGUCGUGAUGAGGCCUAUGAGGAUGACUAUGGCAGCGACUAA
Molecule: messenger RNA, 672 nt
Organism: Penicillium nucicola
Lineage: Eukaryota; Fungi; Ascomycota; Eurotiomycetes; Eurotiales; Aspergillaceae
Exons: 2
Coding region: 1-672 (223 amino acids)
Molecular function (GO): protein binding
Source: RefSeq, a predicted model, not a curated record